CUCUCUUUUAUUUGUGCCGCUGCAAAUCCUAAUCCUCUUCUUCCUUUAUCACCCUUUCAAAUUAUCCCUAUUUACUUUUUCUAUAUUUUUCUUCUUCUCAAAUUUUCUUCCCUGCAUUGCUCUUCUGCAACGCAAGAACAAUGGACAGUGGCGGCCACUACAACCCCCGCACUGUCGAAGAGGUUUUCCGGGACUUCAAGGGCCGCAGGGCUGGCAUGAUCAAAGCCCUUACCACUGAUGUGGAGGAGUUUUAUCAGCAGUGCGAUCCUGAAAAGGAGAACCUAUGUCUAUAUGGAUUCCCCAAUGAACAAUGGGAAGUUAAUUUGCCAGCUGAAGAAGUUCCUCCAGAACUUCCCGAACCUGCAUUGGGCAUAAACUUUGCUAGGGAUGGGAUGCAAGAAAAGGACUGGUUAUCUUUAGUUGCUGUUCACAGUGAUGCAUGGCUACAGUCAGUGGCUUUCUACUUUGGAGCGAGAUUUGGUUUUGAUAAAGCUGACAGGAAACGCCUGUUCACUAUGAUUAAUGAUCUGCCUACUAUAUUCGAGGUCGUAACUGGAUCUGCAAUGAAACAGGCAAAGGAGAAGUCAACAGACCGCAACAGCAGCAAAUCAAAGUCCGGUUCAAAACGAGGAUCUGAAUCUGUGAAGUAUGUAAAACAAGAAGUUAAGGAGGAGGAGGUAUUGGACGAAGAAGUAGACGAGGAACACGGAGAGACCUUGUGUGGCGCUUGUGGGGAGAACUAUGCAUCCGAUGAGUUCUGGAUUUGUUGCGACAUAUGCGAGAAGUGGUUUCAUGGCAAGUGUGUGAAAAUCACUCCUGCCCGUGCUGAGCACAUCAAACACUACAAGUGCCCCUCAUGCAGCAACAAGAGAGCAAAACCUUGAUAUCAUAUAUAAGUGGUGUUAUGGGACAAAAAUUAAGGUGUGCGUUUACUGCUUUUGCUAUCACCAGAAUGAAGAGUGGAAUUAUUGGUCAGAUGAAAGAUGACAUGAAAAAAAUGUUCCAGACUAAUGGAUUCCGCUUCAUAACAAUGUUUUCAAUGCACCAGAUCUUGUUACCCUUCUGAAUAAGACACUAAGGAUUAGUAUUAGAAGUCUGAUGCUCAGUGCUGUGGCCAACAAUGGCACCAUGGCACUAGGGGGAGACAGGGUCAGCGAGAACGAUGAAAUUAAGGUGCCAUGUAAGAGUAUGUUUGUUUCUGCAGUCUUGUUAUUUCUACUUUCGCUCUUAUAAUAUAUAAAAUGAUUAAUGUACUCUUGACGUAGUAUUUUAUAAUAAAU
This is a messenger RNA of Vigna radiata var. radiata (mung bean), 1280 nucleotides long. Its product is annotated as PHD finger protein ALFIN-LIKE 4. Gene Ontology annotation, biological process: regulation of DNA-templated transcription. NCBI's taxonomy places the organism in Eukaryota, Viridiplantae, Streptophyta, Magnoliopsida, Fabales, Fabaceae. The transcript has 6 exons. Gene Ontology annotation, cellular component: nucleus. The record is from RefSeq and is a predicted model, not a curated record. Gene Ontology annotation, molecular function: transcription cis-regulatory region binding; transcription coregulator activity; histone binding. The coding region runs from base 141 to 884 and encodes 247 amino acids.